GGUGUACCUGUCUAAUUGUUUAAUUGUUUCCUGAAAAAGAAUGGAUUUGGAUUCAGAAAGUACAGCAACAUCUAUAGAUGAAAAUACGGAAAAUUUUUGCGAAAAUCCGACCAGGGACACUUUGGCUGAAGGUUUAAUGGGCUUAAUAAAGCCAACGGUGGACCAACUAGAUGAGCGAGUACGUGCCACAAGAAUAUCUCAACUGGAGCUGAAACAGUGCAUCGAGAGUCUAAGUGAAGAACUGAAAAAAAUAUCAGAGUCUCAACAGACUACCAUUGAUUUGGAUGUUUACGUGAAAAAGCUUAUUAAUGCAAAACAACGGGUAACGGUCCUCUCGAACAUAUUGCAAAAUGCUCAGGAGAGAUUGAAUAAAGUUCACAUGUCUAUCGAUAAAGAAGUGGUUAAGAGGAAAGUAAUUUUAAACGACAUAAUUGCAGAACCAACUUCAAGUACAUCAAGUUAGAAAUGACGUUAGACA
Messenger RNA from Anoplophora glabripennis (Asian longhorned beetle), 478 nucleotides. It is a transcript of the gene Snapin, whose product is annotated as SNAPIN protein homolog. Gene Ontology annotation, biological process: lysosome organization; synaptic vesicle exocytosis; regulation of synaptic vesicle exocytosis. Gene Ontology annotation, molecular function: SNARE binding. The record is from RefSeq and is a predicted model, not a curated record. Lineage: Eukaryota; Metazoa; Arthropoda; Insecta; Coleoptera; Cerambycidae. The transcript is spliced from 2 exons. Gene Ontology annotation, cellular component: BLOC-1 complex; synaptic vesicle; BORC complex. The coding region runs from base 41 to 463 and encodes 140 amino acids.